CCAUUUUCACAAUAUAUACAUUGUUUUAAUACAAAACAAAAAUAAUAUCUAAAUGAAGUUAUAGAUAGCUGAUUUUUGUGCAUAUAGAUAAGUUAAUUUUCUAUUCAAAUGACCACUGAAAAUUUGGUGACUAUAGAUUUUGAAUCUGAGCCUGUGAAUAGUGAAAAUGCACAAUUAACUCCGAUAAAAAAUCAUCUAAAAAGUAGUCAAAGAAAUAUAUUAGACGAUUCUGAUGAUGUUAUAUUUAGUGAUAGCCAGGAAGAAGAAAGGAAUGAAUCACAACCAUUAUUAGGCGGUGAACAUCAUGAUACACAAAUAAUUUAUAACCAAUUUCCAAAUGAUCCUCUGUUUAGCGAUCUCGUUUAUCAAGCGGAAUUAGCCAUUGAUGCUGGUAUCUAUCCUGAAAGGAUAUAUCAAGGAAGCAGUGGUUCUUAUUUUGUAAAGAAUCCUGCUAAUAAAGUUGUUGCUGUGUUUAAACCCAAAGAUGAAGAGCCUUACGGCAGAUUGAAUCCUAAAUGGACUAAAUUGUUUCAUAAACUGUGCUGUCCAUGCUGUUUUGGGCGAGCUUGUUUGAUUCCUAAUCAAGGAUAUCUUAGUGAAUCCGGUGCCAGUUUAGUUGAUUCGAAAUUAAACUUGGAUAUUGUGCCGAAAACAAGAGUCGUUAGAUUGGUAUCAGAAACAUUUAACUAUCCAAGGAUUGAUAGGCAGAAAGCAAGGAUUAAGAGGACAAUUAAAGAACGAAUGCCAGCAGCGAGAUUUAAACGAAUGACGCUUCCACCAAAGACAGGAUCUUUUCAACUUUUUGUUGAUGGAUUUAAAGAUGCUGAUCAUUGGUUAAGGCGAUUUGAACAAGAACCUUUGCCGUCUAAAAUUGCUCAUAGUUUUCAGGUUCAAUUUGAAAGGCUUGUCGUAUUAGACUAUAUUAUUAGGAAUACAGAUCGAGGAAAUGAUAAUUGGCUUAUCAAAUACGAUGCACCUUCCCUACAGACGUCAAAAAGUAUAUCUCUAAAUGGCAGUGCAAAUUCUAUCAAUAAUAACUUUAUAUCAUUAGCAACGCCAACGCUUGUUAAUGCAUUGAAUCACAAUAAUAGUUCGGGAUCGAUCCCGAAAAAUAAUGAUGAUUGGAAUGUUGUAGAUUUGCCUGAAAUAAGGAUAGCAGCGAUUGAUAAUGGAUUAGCAUUCCCAUUCAAGCACCCUGACUCUUGGCGGGCUUAUCCUUUUCACUGGGCAUGGCUUCCACAAGCAAAAAUACCUUUUAGUCAAGAGAUUAAAGAUUUAGUGUUACCACUGCUUUCGGAUCUAAAUUUUGUUGAAGAUUUGUGCAAUGAUCUGUUGGAGUUAUUUCGACAAGAUAAAGGCUUUGAUCGGGGAUUAUUUGAAAAGCAAAUGUCAGUGAUGAGAGGACAAAUUUUAAAUUUAACACAAGCUUUGAAAGAUGGAAAAAGUCCUGUUCAACUUGUACAAAUGCCAGCUGUCAUAGUAGAGAGAUCCAAGAUUAAUCAAGGCUCAUCACGCUUCGACUCAUUUAAACAACAAUUUAUGAACAAAAGUCCAAUAUUCUCAUGGUGUUAGUAUUUCCGUUUCGGCAAGAAAUAUCAACGGUAAAAUUCAUUUUGCCUUACAUAAAAUCUUACUUUCGAUACUAUUAUGAAACAGUAAGGACUAAACGAUUGGGAAAGUGAUAAAAUAUGAACAUUUAGAUAGCUGCUUUAAAUGAGUUGUAUGUAAUGUAUGAAGAGAUUAAGACAAAAAGUUUAAUUCAAGGAGAAGAAAGAGAAUACUACAUAAUAUAUCUAUUGAAAUUAAUAUAUUAAUCCAAAAACAUACUUUUCGGUACAUUCCAAUUGGCUUUUGCUUAUAAUGGUUGAA
Chironomus riparius is the source of this 1869-nucleotide messenger RNA. The record is from the annotation of a GenBank genome assembly. Lineage: Eukaryota; Metazoa; Arthropoda; Insecta; Diptera; Chironomidae.